This is a messenger RNA of Culex quinquefasciatus (southern house mosquito), 648 nucleotides long. Its product is annotated as protein TonB-like. Lineage: Eukaryota; Metazoa; Arthropoda; Insecta; Diptera; Culicidae. The record is from RefSeq and is a predicted model, not a curated record. The transcript is spliced from 4 exons. The coding region runs from base 1 to 618 and encodes 205 amino acids.
AUGAAUAAUACCAGCUCCGGAACGAGAGUAGAUCCUGCUGCGCGACAACCAAGAACCAGACGGGAGGAUGAGCGGUUCCUGACAGAAUCGCCCAUAAAGUCAACGGACAUCAACUACAUGCUGUACAAGCAGAAGAACCUGUCCCCGGUGUGGUUCUCAAUACCAUUGGAACGACCUGGGUUGAACUCGAAUGGCGACACGACCACGACGCUACAGGAGGUAGCGAAACGUGCAGAACCAGAGCCAGCGACUGAACCGGAACCCGCUACGGAACUAGAACCGGAAAGCAUGACCAAGCCAACCCGAGGUGUCUUCAAACCGGAACCGAAAAGCACUUUCGAGUCGGAACCAUCCGCAGAAAAUACCGCGGGGCUAAGCUUGGAACCGAAGGUGGAACCCAAAACGAAGAAGACCAAGCGUGCCACCGGAGACUCUCGUCUACCAGCGAGCGAACCCGAGCCAAAAGCCAGUAGCAAGUCGGAUCUGACCGCCACCGGAGGGUUCGAGAAGGACGGCACCAUGACGAUCGUGUUCCGCUGCAUGCUGGCGGCCAACGCUGGGCCGAGGAACCAUCCAAGUUCACAUAUCAGGGACCAACUUGAUAGGCUGCGGUCGUAAAAGUACUCGAUGGCGAUGCUCAAGGCAAAC